Drosophila santomea is the source of this 2541-nucleotide messenger RNA. RefSeq lists its product as uncharacterized. Bases 171 to 2189 code for a protein of 672 amino acids. The record is from RefSeq and is a predicted model, not a curated record. Lineage: Eukaryota; Metazoa; Arthropoda; Insecta; Diptera; Drosophilidae. The transcript has 3 exons.
UUCUGAGCGUGGCGGGCAUAUGGGUCCGAUUUCAGUUAUAUCGCGGAAAUGGUGUGGAUAACGCCGGGUCAAGAAUAACAAAAACGGAAAAUACUAGAAAAGUAUAAUUUAUUGGAAUAAAACAAUCGCUUUGUUGUAUAUGUUAGUUUUCGGUUAGUGUCUAUUCUUACAUGGCGAACAUUAAAUAUGAACUUGUUCCAAAUGAGGAGCGAGAACCUAGCGAAAAGAAACCCUCAAAUUGGAUAGUGAAAAUAUUCUUUUUAAGCUUGGUGCUUUUAACCUUGGCAAUUUAUACCUUGAGCUGCGCAGAUAAUCCUCUGAAGAGCAGUGUAGCUCCUGAUAGCUCCACCGAGGAUCAAAUCGAAAUAAGCACCACCGCGAGCACGGAUAGAGUCCUAAAAGGCAGCACCUCAUUACCAGUUACUGGAGAAUCGAGAACAGAGACUUUAUAUGCAUUAGAAUCUAAUGGAAAAAAGUACUUCGUCAACAACCCGCAGUGCCAAAUGGGCCACCCCAAUCCCUUUGCCAGCAACAUCCAGCAUAUCUACAAGAAACAUUCCUAUAUUGUGUGUGACAAAAGUCCCGACAUGAUCACAGUGAUCUUUAAUCAAACGGACAGCACCUACAGGUUGCACAAGAACGAAAACUCCACCUGCUGCUUCAAACAGAUCCUUCGAGCAGGCUCUUCAACCAAUGCGGACCAUCAGUACAAGUUGCGUCCUUGCGUUGAAUUUCAGCAGGACCACUUGGUGCCAACUGAAGUGACUGCCAUGAUCACCUAUUGCCGCCGGCCUCCAUUCGAUAAGGUGUCGCAAAAGGACGCCUUCAGCUUUGUGCAUCCUCGGAAGGAUCGGAUCGAUAAUCCAACAUCGCUGCAUAAACGAAGGCCCAGUGUUUUGCUGUGGGGCAUUGAUUCUAUUUCACGAAUGACUCUUGAGCUAACGAUGCCCCGGAUGUUCGAGUAUUUGAACAGUCAGCAUUGGUUCGAGCUUCAGGGAUACAAUAAGAUGGGUGACAACACGUUUCCAAAUCUGAUGGCGAUUCUCACGGGAUUUAAUAAAACCUACGCGAACGCACGGUGCCAUCCUGAUAAAGUACGUGGUCUGGACGCCUGUCCAUUUAUUUGGAAGGACUUUAAGGACAAAGGAUACACAACGGCCUUCGCCGAGGACUGGAGCAAGUUCUCCACAUUUGACUACUCAAGCAGGGGCUUUUUCAAUCCACCGACAGACGUGUACGGCCGACCACUGGUCCUGGCCGUGGAGAAGGAGCUGAGGAUGACGCAGCAGGGUCAAAUGCCCUACUGCUUAGGGCGCAGGCCGGCUUCCGAGUACAUCUAUGACCUGGGAGUCCAGUUCACCAAGGUCAACCGGAACAGCAGCUUCUUUGGCAUGUUCUGGACCAACACAUUCAGCCACAAUGACUUUUCUAUGCCCUCUGCCAUGGAUGAGAGGAUGGUGAAGUACAUGCGGACGUUGGACAAAAACGGAAUAAUGGAUAACACCAUUAUCAUCUUCUUCAGCGAUCAUGGAGCCAGGUUUGGACCAUUGAGGAAAUUGGAUAGCGGUUUCGUGGAAGAACGGUUGCCCUUCAUAUAUAUCCGUGUUCCGCGUUGGAUUCGUGAGAAGUACCCGAAGCUCCUGCGCAACCUGCAGGUAAAUAGGAAUCGCCUCGCAUCACCGUACGAUAUCCAUGCCACCCUGAGACACAUCCUGGAGUUGGACACCCCGAAGGAUAAGCUUCCUCGCCCUGAGGGCUGCUCCACCUGCCACAGCGUUUUCGAGGAGGUGGACUGGUCCAGGAAUUGCUCCCAGGCCGGGAUCGAGGAGCACUGGUGCACGUGUGACAGCCUCUCCGAAGUGUCCACAACAGAUUCCAGUGCCAGGAGCAUGUCCACCCAGCUGGUGGAGUCCAUCAACAAAUAUGUAGCCAGCAAAAAAGGAGCGGAACGGUGCCGUCGGUUGAAACUGAGCCGAAUAUUCUCAGUCCAGAGAAGAGGGAACUCUAAUAGGUAUCUUAUCCAGUUGAGUGUGCAACCGGGUGACGCCCUUUUCGAGGCCACCGUGGAGUGGGAUACCAGUGCCCGAAGGAUUCCCGUUCAGAUGCCCAGCAUCAGUCGGUUGAACAUUUACGCCGGAAAGUCGGGAUGCUCGUCGGUUAAGGAGACCAGAAAGUACUGCAUCUGCUGAGUUCUAGCUCUAAACUCUGGACAACCGCAAGACCGCACAAAAAAGGACUCGCUACUGUAAUCUGCCGGAUCUCAGAGCCUUUGUUCUCCUGAGGUAUGGCAUCCUAUCUCUGGGGUGGAUCUGUGGCCGAAUGGUUAGAUGCUGGCAUCUACUUUGGCAAACGUAAUUGCAGCUUGGCAAAUUGUGCGAAUGGAAAAUUAGUUGACAAUUACAUGACAAUUGGCAGAUACUCGGGUAAUUGUCCAGUGAUUAGAAAAAGAUACUGGCUCCAAUUAACCAAAAUCUUUGCAAGUAUUUUUUAAGCUAGUUGUAACAGCCGCCUAAACAAUAUAAGUUAUAUCUACUACCCUAA